CAGGAAUGAUGGUCAAGAUGUUGAUCCAGAGGUUUGUACAUGCAAGUGUCUUGACCGACUACAUGUUAUUCGACUCUCGACGACGAGCUUUCCGUCUGUCGACGUCCCAUGUCACGUUGGCGCUGACCCGACGCAAUCCCACAAAUCAGCAACACUAGGCCGCAGACUUCAGGCCUUGCGAAAGACGACUGAUUUGGUAUGCUCAUCGCGUGCACUGUUCGUGAUGAUUUGACGUUGACGCGCUAUUGUGCUUCACUCAGGCCCAGCAUUCGAAAGCCGUCCUCCUUCCUUAUCUUCUCCCAUCGGAACCCUUCCUGAUCCCAAGACCGCCGAGGCGAUGGGCGUCAACAAACUCUGGGACGCCAUUCGAGCAAGGUAUCCGCAAGAGAAGGAAGACACUGUACCUCUGCCACAACUUGGUGAAGAGUACCUGAGGAAAAAUGGUCGACCAUUUCGGGUCGCCGUGGACGUCUACCCCCGAAUUUUCGCGGACAAAGGUGCUACCGAUGCGAUUCGAGAUAGCGGUGGCAUGAACCACGCAUCCAAGAAUGUCUUUUACUUGGCUAUGCACUUCCUCGAAGCCGGCGUUCAACCUGUUUUUGUUUAUGAUGGUGACGGCAAGCCGGCAUUCAAGCGGCAGAGAUACCACGACUACCGUCGAUUCACCAAAACAAAGCGUUUCCUCCCUAGAGCUGAAUCAUCUACGACGCGUUCCGUCGAGGAUAAAGAUCGUGAUCAGAGUUUGGCACAUAUUGUUCAGCUGACCAGAGAAACAUUCACCAUUCUUGGCCUGCCUUGGGUUGACGCAACUGGUGAGGCCGAGGCCGAAUGCUGCGCCAUGCAACGAGCAGGAUUGGUUGACGGAGUUGUUACGACAGAUGGCGACGCGUUCAUUUUUGGCAGUAGCCUAGUGCUAGAUCUUUGCAACAAUGAGGGAAACAAACCUCGCAGAGCAUACGUCUACACUUCCCGAAACACUAUGAGCCGUGGCUUUUGCCUUUUGUUUGCUCUGGUCAGUGGAGGAGACUACACCAACGGCCUGAAAGGCUACGGUCCGAACGCGGUACAAGAUCUGUAUGAUGCGUUUGGUGAAGAGCUGAACAGAAUACUCGGCUCCGAGGAAGACGUCGUGGAGAAGGUUGUCGCUUGGAGCGAGCAAUUGGGUACGAAGCUGAAGCAGUCCUCAAUUCCUCGAUCGGGAGACCUAGCGAAGAAGCUGUCUCGUGGGUUUCCAAAAGACGUUGUCCAACACUAUCUCGACCCCAGCAUACACCCUAGGAACGAUCUGAGACAGUGCUUGCCUGAGGACGCCUGGGUACGGCCGAUGAAUGUUUCGCGCUUCCGCCUCCACACAGAGGAGUAUUUCGACUGGAAAGGUCGUUAUUACGCUCGCAAGUUCGCCAAGAAUAUUUGUCCAGCCCUAAUGGUGCGAUAUCUCAUGAUACAAGGCUUGCAACGCCAUACCCGGCAGCUACUACCUGAGUGUGGCUUUCGGCUUGACAGAGCGAAAGUGGACGAUGUCGCAAGGAUCAAGGUCUUCUAUAAUCCGGAGCAGUUACUGCAGAUGAAAGUAUCUGCCGAGCCCGUCAUAGAAGGCUACCUGCGAGAUUUCAAGUUUGAUCCAUCUAAAGAUCAGUUCGCUUGGCUGCCCCGGUGGCUGAUCGAGUAUGGCGCACCUGUCUCCUAUACCUGGUGGCACAACAGCAAAGGCAAAAGUCUCACCAAAGCUGUACCUCGGAAAGCUCCGAAAGCUAGGAAGCGGUCGCAGCCUGGUGCUAGCAAUGAUGACAACGAUGUUGAACCGACUACACCACAGCGGAAGAGAUAUCGUGCCAGGCCGACGACCCAACCAUUGGCACCACAACCAAUGUUUGCGCCAUCUCUUUCCCAACAUUCUGCCAAUUCCAGUGUUGAUCUUCCUCCCCUUGCAGCUCUGUUCAACAAGGACCUUGAAUGUUUUGGGCCCCAUGCUGCCCACGAUAUGUCGACGCCUGAAUUUGACAAGGAUCUUUCCAGAGCAACUAACCUCAGCCGACUCGAUGCAGGCAGCGUUGAAGUCAUUGAGCUAAAUUCAUCUCCAUGCUGAUAAGAAGGCCAUUCUCAUAGCACUGUGAUACCAGGGCGAAGGGUGUGUAAGGCUGGGGCCGUCACCCGCAAACAGUCCUGCGGUGUGUGCAAUUCGUUAUUAUCGUGACCCAUGGCCUUCAAACUCCACUUUCUUACUGCGGUUUCGCGACUUUA
Exophiala viscosa is the source of this 2241-nucleotide messenger RNA. Its product is annotated as PIN domain-like protein. Bases 338 to 2086 code for a protein of 582 amino acids. Lineage: Eukaryota; Fungi; Ascomycota; Eurotiomycetes; Chaetothyriales; Herpotrichiellaceae. Gene Ontology annotation, molecular function: 5'-flap endonuclease activity. The record is from RefSeq and is a predicted model, not a curated record. The transcript has a single exon.